Molecule: messenger RNA, 853 nt
Organism: Hydractinia symbiolongicarpus
Lineage: Eukaryota; Metazoa; Cnidaria; Hydrozoa; Anthoathecata; Hydractiniidae
Exons: 4
Coding region: 1-723 (240 amino acids)
Source: RefSeq, a predicted model, not a curated record
AUGGUGUCCGCCUUAUACUGCAACACGUCUCCUGCAGGAACUUUUCUUGCAAACUUCUUCGUUAAAUCUGUUAACGAUGAGAUAGAUUUGAAAAUAGAUAACUUGUUGUCACAUAAUCCAAACGGAAGUGGGGCAGCAGGUGACACUUCACAGGAUUCCUCGCGCCCAGCUCAAAUAGAAGGUAGAAUUAAUUAUCCUCAAGUAUUCCCAGACCAAAUACCGGAUGGUUCUUGCAUGGUUAUCAAUGUUUUUGACACGUCCAGCAAACCGUCAAAGUACGUAACGAAACAAGUUAUCGACAACCCGAUGAAAGACGCUAGAAUCGAGUAUUUGCUCAAGCUCCCGAAAGACCAAGACCUGAGCAACGCCGCGCUACAAAAAUUAAAGAUAUCUGCCUAUGUUAAUGUUGGAUGGUGUUCCAAAGAUCAAACUAGUUCAGAAGAUCCAAAAGAUAACACAAAACAGCAAGAUUAUGCCACCGAAAUGCCUUACGCAAUUGAUCCAUCUUUAUCUGCCAUAACCAUGACUUCCAAGAGAAGUCCGAAAGCAAAGCCAAAAAUUCGAAUUAUACGCGGUCCAGAAAUAUAUCUUGAAAAAGUUACAAAAGAUAUGAAGGCCACCUUGUCUCCAACAAAUCUUAAUUCUGGUAGCGUUUCUCCAACUUCUUCAACGCAGACAGGUAAGAAAACGAUACUUUUAUACCCAGCUAAAACUUGUAAAUGAAUUAUCGUCUGCCGAUUAGAGAUAUUUCAACUGGUCUUUGAAAUCGAAAAGAGAACAGGUUCCUGUCCAAUCAAUUGCCACAUAAAUUGAUAAUAGAGCCAUAGCGUAUGAAAAAAUCUUAAACGAUGGU